Carassius gibelio (silver crucian carp) is the source of this 1015-nucleotide messenger RNA. Its product is annotated as calcium and integrin-binding protein 1. Gene Ontology annotation, molecular function: calcium ion binding. NCBI's taxonomy places the organism in Eukaryota, Metazoa, Chordata, Actinopteri, Cypriniformes, Cyprinidae. The transcript is spliced from 7 exons. The record is from RefSeq and is a predicted model, not a curated record. Bases 149 to 739 code for a protein of 196 amino acids.
ACGUCAUCCAGGAAGCGGAAGCGACCAAAGUUUGUUUUGGCGUUUCGCUGAAAACAUCAGAACUUCAGCCGCUUAACUCGGUUUUUAUGAAACAAUAGUAGCAUUACUCGACUUUAUUAUAGUUUAAAGUGAACAGAAGCAGAGGGUGAUGGGGGGAGCAUCGAGCAAAUUAGCCAAAGAUCUUCUGUCAGAGUAUCAGGAGCUCACAUUCCUCACAAAGCAAGAGAUCCUACUGGCACACAAGAUAUUCUCUGAGCUCCAGGGCGGAGGAAGUGGACCGUACAGCUCCAGAGUGUCCAAGGACAAGAUCCUCACACUUCCUGAACUGAAGGCUAACCCCUUCAGGGAAAGGCUGUGCCAGGUCUUCUCGACCUCUGACCCGAAGGACGGCAGCUUGAGCUUUGAGGAUUUCCUGGACCUCCUGAGUGCCUUCAGUGAUUCUGCCACGCUGGAAAUCAAGUCCCACUACGCUUUCCGAAUCUUCGAUUUCGACGAUGACGGGACGCUUGAUGCUGGAGACCUGGAGGAGCUGGUGAACUGUCUGACCGGGGAGACGGACGACACCCGUCUGACCGCCGAGGAGAUGAGACAGCUCAUUAGUAACAUCCUGGAGGAGUCCGACAUCGAUAAGGACGGGACGGUCAAUCUCUCCGAGUUUCAGCACGUCAUCUCCAGAUCUCCUGAUUUUGUCAGAAGUGAGUCUUCUUCCCAACACUCGAAGGCAUCUGAUUUCUCCUGAUUUCUCCUCACUGACUGAAAUCUUCUUCUGCAGUUCAUUCAAGAUCGUGUUGUGAAGUUUACAGCGAGUGGAAGAUGUCUUCUGGUCCAGAUUAUUCACCUGCGCCUGUCAAUAAUGUAGCGACCUAAUUGUGAAUGUAUAUUCUUGUUCAGAAUUUCUACCAUUUAUAUGUUUAAUAACAUUUUACUUACUCCGUUAAAAGAAAAGGAAUCUACUUUAUAAUCUGCAUUUUGGAUCAUGUAUUUGUACCUAAUUUAAUAAACUCUAAUUCUGUGA